UUUCUUUCUAACUAUUAACACUUCACUUCUUUUCUCAAAUUAGACUCUAGCUCUAGCAUACCAUGACCACCGAAUCCACUAAGGAUCCAAAAUCCGUGUACGAUUUUACUGUCAAGGAUGCUAAGGGCGAUAUUGUUGAUCUCUCCACUUACAAGGGAAAAGUUCUGCUGAUUGUCAAUGUUGCGUCUAAAUGUGGCUUGACCAACUCCAAUUAUACGGAGCUGAAUGAAUUAUAUGAGAAGUACAAAGACAAAGGACUGGAGAUUCUGGCAUUUCCAUGUAAUCAAUUCGGUGAGCAAGAACCCGAAAGCAAUGAUAAAAUUGUGGAGUUUGCCUGCACUCGCUUCAAAUCAGAAUUCCCCAUCUUUGAUAAGAUUGAAGUGAAUGGGGACAAUUCUGCUCCUCUGUACAAAUUCUUGAAGUCAGGGAAAUGGGGAAUUUUUGGGGACGAUAUUCAGUGGAACUUUGCCAAGUUUCUGGUUGAUAAUGAUGGGAAUGUGGUGGGUCGCUAUUAUCCCACUACUCCUCCUCUAAGCCUUGAGCGAGACAUCCAUCAGCUUCUGGGAAUUUCUUGAAGGCAAAGAUACAACUUGGCAGAGAGGACGUGAUGAAUUUCAAGCAUGUCUUCAAAGUUCAUUAUGUUUCCCUUGUGUAAUAGUGGCAAUGUUGUGCAUAAAAUAAGGUUAUGCCAGUUCCUACUUAUACUUAUGGACAUAAUGUAUGAUAUCUGGUUUUAUUGGGAUUUUAGCAUAUGUCAUGCCAUAUAGUGACAUCUUCCUUUGCAUU
Gastrolobium bilobum is the source of this 786-nucleotide messenger RNA. Its product is annotated as probable glutathione peroxidase 8. The coding region runs from base 63 to 575 and encodes 170 amino acids. Gene Ontology annotation, biological process: response to oxidative stress. NCBI's taxonomy places the organism in Eukaryota, Viridiplantae, Streptophyta, Magnoliopsida, Fabales, Fabaceae. The transcript is spliced from 6 exons. Gene Ontology annotation, molecular function: glutathione peroxidase activity. The record is from RefSeq and is a predicted model, not a curated record.